Messenger RNA from Funneliformis caledonium, 1242 nucleotides. Lineage: Eukaryota; Fungi; Glomeromycota; Glomeromycetes; Glomerales; Glomeraceae. The record is from the annotation of a GenBank genome assembly.
AUGGAAGCUAUCGUAAAACAAUGUAAAAAGGCAUGUCCUUUUUUACAUAAUUCUACUACCGCCACUCUUAGUAAACUUUCUCGUAUGCCAGCCCCAGCUGGUUUUGCCUCCGAAGUAAGCGGUAAUGUUCGAACAAAUGCUUUGACCACCAUGGCACAAAAAUGCCCAGUUAUGGGUAAAGCAAUUGCGAUUCAAAGCAAAAGUUAUUUGCGUACUUCUGCCAGAUUAGCGAAACAUCCUACCCUUCCCUUGAAACAAGCUGCUUUAAUUAAUAAUGAAAAUGAAGCUCGUGUUGCUGCUGCCGUCAUGGCUGCUUUACAAGGUCAAACUCCAACCACCCAUUCGACUCAUUCUAAACCAUUCGAUUAUGAAACUCUUUAUAAAUCUGAAUUAGAAAAAAAACAUCAGGAUAAGAGUUAUAGAUAUUUUAAUAAUAUUAAUCGUCUCGCUAAACAAUUUCCGAAAGCUCAUACUGCAAACCUCCAAGAAGAAGUUACUGUUUGGUGCAGUAAUGAUUAUCUUGGAAUGGGAAGAAAUCCUUUAGUUCUAGAAUCUAUGCAAAAAACCAUGAACAAGUAUGGGGCAGGUGCUGGUGGUACCCGUAACAUCGCUGGGAAUUGUAAUUUACACUUACAACUUGAAACUGAAUUGGCGGACCUUCACCAUAAACCUGCAGCGCUUGUUUUCUCUUCAUGUUAUGUUGCUAAUGAUGCAACAUUAAGCACGUUAGCAUCAAAACUACCAGGAUGUGUAAUCUUUUCAGACGCAUCAAAUCAUGCUUCGAUGAUUCAAGGAAUUAAACAUUCAGGAGCGAAAAAAAUGAUCUUUAAACAUAAUGAUUUACAAGAUCUUGAAACAAAAUUGCAAUCGGUUGAUAUACAUAUACCAAAAAUAAUCGCUUUUGAAAGUGUUUAUUCGAUGUCAGGAUCGGUUGGACAGAUUGAAGAAAUUUGUAACCUUGCCAAGAAAUACGGUGCAAUUACAUUUUUAGAUGAAGUUCAUGCCGUUGGUAUGUACGGACCUCGUGGAGCUGGUGUAGCUGAACAUUUAGAUUUCGAUCUAAAUGCUUGCUAUCCUCAUGGAAAUAAUGGCGGCAUCCUUGAUAAAGUUGAUAUUAUUUCCGGUACUCUCGGUAAAGCUUUCGGAGUUGUAGGAGGUUACAUAGCUGGUUCUGCUGCUUUGAUUGAUAUGAUUAGAUCUUAUGCUCCUGGAUUCAUUUUUACCACCUCCCUUCCACCUGUU